UAUAGCUCGUAUCUUUUAACGUGUAUUUAUUUAUUUUUUAAUUAUCUUAUUUCUUAUAACAUUCUAAUAUUAAAAUUCUUUCUUUUUCGUUUAUUAACAUUUCAUUCAUUCGUUCUUUCACAUUUUAAUAUUAUCAAUACUAACUCCUAUCUUGCACGUAUGCUUUAUCUCUCUAUCUCUCUUUAAGACUCAUCUCGACGUGUACGUUAUUGUCUUCCUUCUAACAACGAUUAGUCACGUAUUCAUUGUGAAAUUUAAAUAUUUCAUGACAUUUUCAAGCUUCGUCGAAUGUCCUUGAUAAAAAAGAAAUUUGUGUGAGAAAUUAAAAAGAUAUUGAAAAAAAAAAAAAUAAGCAAAAAAAGAAAAAGAAAAAGAAGAAGAAGAAAAGGAAAAGAAAAAGAAAACUGACAAAUAAAUAAUUAAACAAAUAAAUAAAUAAAAACUAACCGGUUUUUGGAAAGCGGCCGUAGAUAUAAAUAGAAGUACCUCGUGCGUGCAUGCGUGCGUGCUAUGAUGCUUUUAAACAUAGUUUUGGCAGCGAGAAACGUCAAACCGCUUCAGAGUCUUGAAGCGUGUGGAUCGCGAAUUUUGUCGAGAAUUCGAGAAAAAGAAAAAGCAAGAAAAAGAGAAAUAGAAAGAAAAAAAGAGAGAGAGAGAGAGAGAGAGAGAGAGAAAACAAAAUUCAAAUUUGUCUCUUACAAAGAAACAUUUCUUUUUUUUAAACAAAAUUUUCAUAUCGAUAAAUUCGAAACGAUUUCAACGAUCAUAAUUUUUUUUUCUUCCUUUAUCUCAGUCUUUAUCAUCAUCAUCGAAAACACAAAGGCGAUCUUGGUGAGAAGAAAAAAAACAGAGAAUAAAAGAAAAGAGAGAGAAAUAGAGAAAGAGAGAGCGAGAGAGAGAGAGAGAGAGAGAGAGAGAGAGAGAAAGAGAGAAAGAGAGAAAGAAAAAGAGAAAGAGCAGAAGAGAUGAAAAGUGCAUUGGAAAAGUGCGACAAGGAGAACCAGCGACCGAUGGAAGUGGUUGCACUCGAGGAGAAUGCGGAGGACAUCGAAGAGGAAGAGUAAAAAUCAAAAGCAACACAGAAACAACCUAUUCGUGUAUCGUGCUGCGAUGUCGCCGAGUAAUAGAUGCGUGGACGAUGCUAUAAACGACGUUAUCCUGGAGAAGCUACGAAGUUUCGCGCCAAAACCACAAGAAGGUGGGGAAACAUUCAGAAGUAUUAUAGCUAAGAUACACGCACGAGUCACGUCUUCAGACCGACGAGUUCGCGAACGUACUUUGGAGAAGUUAUGGUGUAAGAAUUCUGGUGCUAUGGAGAUUUUUAUUACCACUCUUGAGAAUUCCAAGGAUUACGUGUUGAAUUGUAGUAUAACUGGUAUAUUACACGAAUGUAUAUCACCAAAAAUGACAAAGGGCAAAUCGAAAGGAAACAAGAACAAAAAUGCAACAAGAAACAGUAACCGAAUGGCGGUCAUUCAACUGAUCAAUUCCGGGAUCACGCAAGUCCUAGUUAAACUUUUAAUGAAUUUGCAGCAUAUGGAUAGUAUUUCUUCGGAAGUCCUUGUACAAGAAGUUCUUUGGAUUUUGGGACAGGUUUGCCAAAGGGAUCAGAAAUUUGUAACGAAAUUGAAAAAUUCAAAUUAUGUCAAAAUAUUUCAUACGCUCCUUCAACAACAUUACAACAACGGUAAAACAAUUCUUCCUUUGUUGCUGAUAAUCAAAGUUUUUGCUAAAAAUUCAUUUUCUCAACAAGUUCUUAUCAAAGAUGGGAUUGCCAAUACAUUAGAAAAGACCUUCGUUUGCAUUGGUCAUGUACCUCAUAUUAAAUUAAAAGCGUUGGUCGAAUGUUUGAAAUAUUUCACAAUGAGCAAAUUAUGCUGCACAAAAUUUGUAAAGGCCGGAAUGGUUCAACAACUGAUGCGAACUUUCGAGAGAUGGGAGAGAUUCGACGGGCAAUUGAGACUGAAGAUAUCCAACUACGUUCUGAACACGCUACAGCAUCUUUGCGUAAUAAAGUCUGGAAGGAAGGCUAUUAAGUCUAACAAUGGUCUACAGCUACUGUACCGGUUUUGUACAAACUGCCCGGAGGAAAAAGCCUACGACUGUUUAUUGUCACGUAUAUGUGGUAUAAUCAAUCAAUGUCUGGAAAAGAAGGAGUUGCCUGUACCCGAAAUGUCUCCUGCAAGAUUUGUCUUGCCGGAAGCAAAUGCCAGGGCUAACAGCAUUGAAAGUGGCAGCGACCUUGACAGUCAAGCUAACAGCGUGGCCUCGCUUGGAAGAUUAUACAGUGAUUUCGAUUCAGGAGAUGACGAAGAUAGUCAUAGUUCAAGGAGAACAAGUGAUAAGAAUUUGUAUCCCAGCGAGGAAAUAGACGAGAGUAAAUUUUUUGCCGGAGUUUUCACGUCUCAAAGAAACGAAGAGGAUUUGAUUGGGUAUAAUGUUUUCUUUAAAGAGCUAGGCAAUCUUCAGUUACAACUCAGUCUUGCUAAAUCGUCAUCAGAAAAGUUUAUAGACUCGACGAAUUCAACGUUUGACGACGAUAAAACGUUUUCACGUUAUACAAAAAUAUCCAAAUCGAAAAGUUUCCCAAAAGAUACCCAUACCAAUGGAUCAUUAAAACAUCAAAUUAAAUCGGAUAAUGCAAAAUCUGAUUUGAAAACAUUGAAAGAUAUUUCAUCGACUACCACUGAUAGGCAUGCUUAUUGUUUGAUAGCGAGCAAAGUGAAAAGUGUUAUCAGUUUUGUCAAAGUUGCUUAUCCCGAUCUGAUUGGUGGUGAUUCAUUAGGAAAACCAGAACCAUUGAACAGCAAGGAUAGAAAAGUUUGUCGUGCUAAAUUGUUAACUUGCGUGGAAAGGGGACUACAUGCUGGUACAACGAUUCAAGAGAUUGUUUAUGAUCUCGACAAUGUAACAACGUCUUUGUCGUCGAAUGAUAGAAUUACGGAAAACAAGUUACUUUGUAAUUGGGACGAGAAGAGAAUUGGAAAAAGGAACUUGGAGACUAAGCAUUUGCAAUUUGAGUCUCGUUUUGAAAGUGGAAAUCUUAGGAAAGCUAUUAAGAUAGGCUUGAGAGAAUACGAUUUGAUCUUAACGCCAGACGUUAACAGUGCCUCUAGACAUCAAUGGUUUUACUUUGAGGUUUCAAAUAUGGAAGCAAACGUUUCUUACACGUUUAAUAUCGUCAAUUGCGAGAAGGCAAAUUCUCAAUUUAAUUUCGGCAUGAAGCCUAUACUAUUUAGCGUAACCGAGGCACAAUUGGGUCGACCAUAUUGGGUCAGAACUGGAACAGAUAUUUGUUAUUAUAGAAAUUGUUAUCAGAGACCAACAAAAGGGAAGAACUAUUUGACGACAUCGUUCACUGUCACCUUUACCCAUGCUUAUGACGUUUGUUAUCUGGCUUAUCAUUUCCCUUAUACCUAUAGCCAAUUGAUGACAAAUAUUUGGAAAUGGACCAAAAAGCUUUCAUCCUCUAAUAUUUAUUUUCGUGCCGAGUCACUUUGCGAAUCGUUAAAUAACAAUGAAAAUCCAGUAUUGACUAUAACAUCGCCAGACUCGAAGAGCAAUCCUACACAAAAUAGAAAAGUUAUCUUCCUGACGUCCAGAGUCCAUCCAGGUGAGAGCAACGCUUCCUGGGUAAUGCAUGGAACAUUGGAGAGCCUUCUAAGCAAUUCAACUUAUGCUACUAGCUUACGUGACGAUUAUGUCUUCAAAAUAGUACCGAUGUUGAACUUAGAAGGUGUGGUCAAUGGUUGCAAUCGAUAUGGACUAACGAACGAAGACUUGAACAGACGAUGGAGCAAUCCGGAUCAAUCGUUACAUCCAGUGAUCUAUCACACGAAGGGCUUGAUGGAGUACUGCACAAGGGUCCUACAAAGACCUCCUCAUGUCUUCGUAGACUAUCACGGCCAUUCACGGAGGAAGAACGUGUUUCUCUUCGGUUGUUCAAGGUCGAGUUCUUGGAGCGCCGCGGACAGGGCGAAACCGGACCAGCCGGUGCAGUAUUUGAUCUUACCGCAUCUAAUGCAAAGCGUUUCACCGGCAUUUGCUUUGCCGCUGUGUUCCUUCAAGGUAGAAAGAAAUAAGGAAUCCACCGCCAGGGUUGCCAUAUGGCGGCAGUUGGGUGUUUCGAAAAGUUACACGAUGGAGAGUAGCUUCUGCGGAUGUGAUCAAGGUGUCCUCGCUGGAUUACAUCUUGAUACAAAUCAUUUGAAAGCUAUUGGACAAGACUUUUGUCAGGCAUUAGCUAUGAUGAAAGAUGCUGACGAAGAUUGGAAUGUUGACAAAUACAUCGAAGAGUCCUGCUGUCAACGAAAAUGUAUCCAACGAAAAAUGAGAAGAAAGCCUAAAUGCAUUCAGGACAAACUUGCCAUACAUCAUAUCAGUGGGAUUCCUUAGCGAAGGGAAAUGUAAUUAUCGAUUGAAAAUCGUGAUGAUGCACGUUUAUGUAUGCUUGUUUUUUUUUCUUUUUAUCUUUUUCUUUCUUUAUUUCUUUCUCUUUUUUUUCUUUUUUUUUUGUUUUUUUGUUUUCUAACAAGAAUUCGCUUUAGGAUCUAAAGAAGAUGAAAAGCUUCAUUUUGGGAUCUAUCUAAUUUGAUUGACUGGCCUAUAACAACUAAUCACUUUUAAUUAAUCUUUCGAACUAGUACUUGUGUUUGUUUCUAAACUAUUUGUCAUAGGAUAUUUCAUUAAUUCGUUUCCCCUUUCUUUUGUCUGUUUUUUUGUAGAAUUCCAAUGGGAGAAACGAUACCUGAAGAAUCAGGAUGCAUGGAGGACGAUGUAUCCUCCAGUUGUGAUUCGGACGAGUCUGAUUUGGAGACCUAAAGAUUCUCUUUCCAUCUCAGUUUGGAAGAUUUGCGAAUCGAACAUUUACUUGUCAGAAGAUAAAUUUAUUAACCGUUGAUGUUUGGAAUAUACGCUGAUUCUGGUUCCGAAUCCGGGCACACACGAAGUUAUUAUUUUUGUGAAAAAGAUUUAUUGAAAAAUCGUAACAAAUGGUUAAAAUCGUUUACAACUUAUUUACUAUCUACAUUCUAGGCGAGAUAAGUUUGUUAUAUUAAGUAUCAACAAAAUCACAAGAAAAAAGAUAAUGAUGAGAAAUAAAUAGAAAGGAUUGGUUUGUUUUAUCCUUUACAUUAUUUAAAUUAAAAAAAAAAAAAAAAAAAAAAAAAAAAAAA
This is a messenger RNA of Vespa crabro (European hornet), 5174 nucleotides long. RefSeq names its product cytosolic carboxypeptidase 1-like. The record is from RefSeq and is a predicted model, not a curated record. The transcript has 18 exons. NCBI's taxonomy places the organism in Eukaryota, Metazoa, Arthropoda, Insecta, Hymenoptera, Vespidae. Bases 1036 to 4395 code for a protein of 1119 amino acids. Gene Ontology annotation, molecular function: metallocarboxypeptidase activity; zinc ion binding. Gene Ontology annotation, biological process: C-terminal protein deglutamylation; protein side chain deglutamylation; proteolysis.